Molecule: messenger RNA, 5590 nt
Organism: Xyrauchen texanus (razorback sucker)
Lineage: Eukaryota; Metazoa; Chordata; Actinopteri; Cypriniformes; Catostomidae
Product: gastrula zinc finger protein XlCGF57.1-like
Exons: 2
Coding region: 60-1652 (530 amino acids)
Biological process (GO): regulation of transcription by RNA polymerase II
Cellular component (GO): nucleus
Molecular function (GO): RNA polymerase II cis-regulatory region sequence-specific DNA binding; DNA-binding transcription activator activity, RNA polymerase II-specific
Source: RefSeq, a predicted model, not a curated record
CUCGGGGAGGAUAAACAAGAGCGCCAAUAAAAGAGAUAAAGCGCUUUCAUGGUUACCCCAUGUGUAACACUAUUGACAAGAUGGAGUUAAUUAAAGAGGAGAGUGAAGACGUGUGUUAUGGAGAAUUAUGCAACAUGAAAUAUGAAGAUACAUCAGAACAAAUAGACGUAAUGGAACUGAAACAGGAGAGUGAUGAACUGAAUGUAGUGGAGGAGAAACAUCCGUUUCUGAAGCCUCAUCAUUUCACAACGGAAGAAAAUGGUUUUAGCUGCUCACAGUCUGAAAAGAAUUUCAUACAAAAAACAAAAGCAACAAAAAAAUCUUUGACCUGCUCUCAAUGUGGAAAGAGUUACAGCAAGAAAGCAAACCUUAAAUCUCACAUGAGAAUUCACACUGGAGAGAAGCCUUUUACAUGCGAUCGGUGUGGAACGAGUUUCAAAUAUAAAAGUGGACUUGACCAACACAUGAGGCAUCACACUGGAGAGGAGCCUUACAGAUGCUCCCAAUGUGGGAAGAGCUUCAAGUGGAAAAGUGGUCUUGACGCACAUAUGAGAAUUCACGCUGGAGAGAAGCCUUUCAUUUGUCUUCAGUGUGAGAAGAGUUUCUCAUUUCAAGUAGACUUUAAUAGGCACAUGAAAAUUCACACUGGAGUGAACCCUUUCUCUUGCCCUCAGUGUGGAAAAAGAUUUACAUUGAAAGAAACUUUUUCUAGUCACUUGAGGAUUCACACUGGAGAGAACCUUUUUCCAUGUGAUCAGUGUGGGACGAGUUUCAGGCAUAAAAGCGAACUUAACUUGCACAUGACAACUCACACUGUAGAGAAGCCAUAUGUAUGCCAUCAGUGUGGAAAGAGUUUAUUAACUAAAUAUCAACUUAAUUCUCAUAUAAGAAUUCACUCUGGAGAGAAGCCAUUUACAUGCCUCCAGUGCGGGAAGAAUUUUGGAUAUAAAGAAACCUUUAAUAUGCACAUGAAAUUUCACACAGGAGAGAGCCUUUUCACAUGCCUCCAGUGUGGGAUGUGUUUCGCACGUAAAAGCAACUUAAAUACUCACAUGAGAAUUCACACUGGAGAGAAGCCUUUUACAUGUUUCCAGUGUGGGAAGUGUUUCGGAAAUAAAAACAGCCUUGAUAAGCACAUUAAAAUUCAUACUGUAGAGAAACCUUUCAUGUGCCAUCAGUGUGGGAAGAGCUUCAGACAGGCAAAACUUAUCAAAAUUCAUCUUUGCGCUCACGCUGAAGUAAGGUCAAUUACAAGUGAUCAGUGUGGUACAAAUUUGACUUCUGCAUCAGCUGAAAAAAUCCACAUGAGAAUUUGUGAAAAUGAGAAGGCGUGCUUGUGUUCUCUUGAAGAAAAGCAUUUUAAAGAGCAGCAGAAAGAACAUAUUGCUAUUAGAGCUCAUGUCUGCUUAGAUUGUGGAAAGGUGUUUUCUAGAAAAACUAAUUUGGAACGACACAGAAGAAUCCAUACUGGUGAAAGACCAUACAAGUGUCUAAUAUGUGGAAAGAGUUUCACUUGUUCAGGACAACUGAAAGUACACAAGAGAGCGCAUACUGGAGAGAAGCCAUACAGCUGCACUUCAUGUGGGAAGAGAUUUCCCUAUUUUAAGUCUGUAAAGAUUCAUAGAACAAAUUGUUGCCCAGAACUGGAGUGAACAAACUGCAUGUCAUUUCCAAUGUAAAUUAUAUGUCAUUGUAACAAGGUUAAGGUUGGGAAAGAAUGAGGCGGGAACCGGACGAAGCAUCAAAGUAAUGUUUUAAUUAAUUUAAACACAAAAAUGCACAAACAUAAACACAUACAGGGCAGCUGCCUGUAGCCCUCUCUCGAACUGCCACAUCUCGUUGUACCUAUCUCUCUCCUCGGCUGAUUACUCCUUGUCACACUCAUCUCUCCUUUGCCUUGUACGUACCCCCUCUCCCUCCGGCCUUUCCGGGGCUGCCCUUCCAGCCCCACUUAUCAGUAGGCCUUCCCUGCCCUCUGCGACCUGGGAAGGAGACAAGGGGAGGGAAAAACAAAACAACUAAAAGAGGAGAGGGAAAGGCCAAAGCGGAGCGACAGUGAGAGGAUGAGAGGAGAGAGAGGAAAAACGUACUCGUCGGUUCCCAGACACACCGUUGCCUGGUCCUUGAUCACUUCCCACCCUCUGGUGGACAACAGCCACUCCUCCCCGGGUGGACCGGAGCCAGUCAUCCGACCCCUGGCGGACAGAACACCCCUGCAUGUUUCAGCAGCCGGUAGGGAACUCCUCCGCCCCUGGCAGCGGCCCCACCAUCCCUCCUUCCUGGGCUUUGGCACCAAUGUAUCAGGGUUCAAUGGAAAGGAGGAGGUGGGAACCGGACGAAGCAUCAAAGUAAUGUUUAAUAAACCUAAACACAAAGACACACAAACAUAAACGCAUACAGGGCAGCUUCCUGUAGCUCUCUCUCUCUCUCUCUCUCUCUCUCUCUCUCUCUCUCUCUCUCUCUCGAAAUGCUGUAUCUCGUUGCACUUAUCCCUCUCCUCGGCUGAUUAGCCCAAUUGGGGGCCGGGCAUGCGUUGUCACAGCCUGGCCCCGCCCUCCUCCUUGUCAGAGUCAUAGGAAAUUUAUAAUAAAACAAAAGAUAAAAUAAUAAUGGAUGAAAGUGAAAGUCUUUCUAGUAUUUAGUAUUUUAACUUAUGUAACCUUACAUAAAUAUACACUGCCUGGCCAAAAAAAAGACGCAUACUCUAAUAUUUAGUUGGAAAAAAUAUUAAUUUUGCUCCCUGAACCACUCACAAUUUGAGCUCAAUGAAUCUAGGCAUUUUCAUCCUGGAAUAUGCCUGUGCCAUCAGGGAAGAAAAAACCCAUUGAUGGGAUAAACUGGUCAUAUAGUAUAUUCAGGCAGUCAGCUGACAUAAUUUUAUUGCCACAUAAUAUUGCUGAGCCUAGACCUGACCAAUUGAAGCAACCCCAGAUCAUAACACUGCCUCCAGAGCCUUGUACAGUGGGUACUAUGCAUGAUGGGUGCAUCGCUUCAUGUGCUUCCCUUCUUACCCUGACACGCCAAUCGAUUUGGAAUAAGAUAAAUCUGGACUUAUCAGACCUUUUUCCAUUACUCCACAGUCCAAUCUUUAUGCUCUCUAGCAAACUGAAGUCAUUUUUCUGAUUAGCCUCACUAACAAGUGGCUUUCUUGUGGCCAGACAGCUGUUUAGUCCCAAUCCUGUAAGUUCUCUCCACAUUGUGUGUGUGUGGAAAUGCUCUUACUUUCACUAUUAAACAUAGCUGUGAGUUCUGUAAAUUUUUUACAAUGUGACUUCAAGUAAAUUAGUGAUCUCUGAUCAUGAUCAUUCAAGAAUUUUUCCAACCACAUUUCAUUCACAAAGCUACACACUGCAUCAGUUAGGGUUAAAAGAAUUGCUGCCAUCUGAAAAAUAUGAAUCACUUCAAUAAUGAUCCGAUCAUAGGCUCUUAAGUAUCUGCUUAUUUAAAUCCAAAUGUAUUUUUUUAUUUAUUUUUUGUCCAUGCAGUGUACAACCAUUUUUUAACAUUUACAUAAAGAAUGAGAUACAUUCAUCAAAAGGAUGGGUGAGUAAUAGUUCACCCAAAAAUUAACAUCAUUUACCCAUUUGCUGUCUUCUGUUGAACACAAAACAAUAUUAGACAGAAUGUUAGGGAUUGACAGCUUCAGUCACCAUUCAUGAAUUAUGGAGAGAUGGAGAGAAAAAAAAAGUAAAUGAAAGUGAAUGGUGACCGAGAAUGUCAGUUCCUAACAACUGUGUUCCUUAAAAGAAGGUAAUAUGGAUUUGAUACGAGUGAGUAAAUAAUAACAUACACACACACACUCAAUCAUGUAGUAUUUAUUACAUGAUUUUUACAAAAUUAUCAUUAAAUACAGUGUCCUGAAAAAGGAACGUUUCUUUUUUUGCUGAGUUUAGAAUAAAAAUAGCUUUUAAAAGGUUACUGAUAUGACUGGAGUAUUAAUUUUAAUGUAAGUGGUCAUAUAUUGCAAAAUUUAAAUUAAUGUCUUUUGAAUUUGAACUUUUUUAAUGAGGAAAAAAUGACUGAGUGUACCUUAAACCCUUUAACAUUCACCCUGAAAGAGCCAUGGGGAAAUUAUUUUCUUCAAAAUUCUUAUUAAUAGACAUCAAAAUAAAUAUUUCCAUAACUAUAUCCAAACUUUUUUUAUGUUGAUUUUUCUUUUUUUUACUAGAAUAUAUAAAACUCUUCAUUUCGAUUGGUAUGUUUAUGUAAAAUGUUGCUUUAAAUGUAAAAUUACUAUUUAUUGAACUUUAAACUGUAUAAUAAACUGCAUUUAACUUUUAAUGGCAGGUCCUGGAUGCAUUUCAGAUAUUAGCAGGCUCUCCAUGAUUUUGUUUUACAUGAACAAUUUUUUUCAACAGUUAACAUGCAAAUGUAAAAUAUCACCAUAACUGUCCUCAUACCACUCACAGAUGCCCUUUACCAGGUUAGUUGUAAAUGCUCAUCCAAAUAGGACUAUAGACCAAAUAGGUUUAAUCUUGCAAUUGACUCUGUAAGUGCACAGUCGUAAUAAAUAACCAUGACACAGAAAGCACUCAGUCAUUAUUAUUAGCUUGGUAAUGCUGCCUCUCAUUCAACUCUGAGAGAGAGAAAAAGGGUGGCCAGUUAGAAGUUUAAUUAGCAUAAUUUUAAUCUCCAAUCUGUUAGCUAGCAUUUUAAUUCUCAGCUAGCCAGCAGUGACUAGUCAGGUUUAAAUCCCUGUUAUGCUGAUGGGGCAUAUUGUAAGACUGCAUUACAACCUGCCCCAAUAAGUACAAACUAUAUGCAAUUCCAUGCAGUCAGACAUGUAAUUUACAUAAGUCCCCUUUGUGCAUGUGUGUGUGUGGGUGUGUUGUGUCAUCAAUCCAUGCAUUAUAAUGCUGUGGCUUUGUUGUGUAUUCAUUGUCAAGUGUCAAAGUUAUUGCUAUAUUAUAUAUGACAAAGAUAAUAAAUGGCUUUUAUUGACAAUAUUUGUAUUUAUCUUUUAUUUCUUUUAAUUAGAUCAGAUGUAGACUAGUUGUUAGGGGGGAUUUUAUGCUGUCAUAUGGUAACGUUUCAAUGUAGCUAUGUAGCACGUUGUAACAUUUAACUUUCCUUUUUUUCCAGGUAGAUGGCGAAAAAACUAUCUGUUAUAUUUAUGAAACAUGACCACAUAUUUGUUCUAGAAAUGUGUAAAAUGUAUCUGAAUUAAUUAAAAUUAAAAAUUUCAGAAGAAUACAAAGGACAGUUCGGACUGCUUAGAGGAUUAUUGGUUGCCCCCUGCCCUACACAUCCAGAGUGAGGAAAAAGGCUUGAAAAAUCACUCUGGGCCCCACUCACCCUGCCCACUACCUUUUUGAACUGUUGCCUUCUGACCAGCGCUACAGAGCUCUGAACACCAGAACUGUCAGACACAGGAACAGUUUUUUCCCUCAGGCUAUCCAUCUCAUGAGCAAUAAUUAUGUGCAAUACACAGCUUAGUCUGUUUAUAUUGAUCCAUGCAUUCAGUGCAUUCCCUUGCAUCUGUAUAUAACAGAUUCUAUAUAUACUUUAUUCAGUUUUUUUUUAGUCUUAUUAUUAUCUCUGUCUUGUUGUUGUAUUGUUUGUGCACUAGAAGCUUCUGUCACCAAGACAA